Messenger RNA from Microdochium trichocladiopsis, 306 nucleotides. RefSeq lists its product as uncharacterized. Bases 1 to 306 code for a protein of 101 amino acids. The record is from RefSeq and is a predicted model, not a curated record. The transcript is spliced from 2 exons. NCBI's taxonomy places the organism in Eukaryota, Fungi, Ascomycota, Sordariomycetes, Xylariales, Microdochiaceae.
AUGCACAAGACCAUGGGAAUUAUCCCCAGCUUCGAUUCAGGACCCAUGCAGACCUCCUGGAAGGGUCUGUACCCCUUAUCAGGACCAGCUGCAGGUUGGACCAGCUCCAGCGCCGGUUGCGCCAUGAUAGAUAGCUUAUCUCUAGCCGCCAUUAGCUUCCUGGUCAUCUGGGGCGUCUAUGCCGCCAUCCAUCGUGUCGACGUCGCUCCGUGUAGUGUCGACAGGUCCACUCUGGCUUAUCGGCCCCAAUCCUUGGUGAGACAAUCUGUCGGCUUUGGCGUUUCACGCGGUAGAAAGCUCCUAUAG